Molecule: messenger RNA, 444 nt
Organism: Gongylonema pulchrum
Lineage: Eukaryota; Metazoa; Nematoda; Chromadorea; Rhabditida; Gongylonematidae
Source: the annotation of a GenBank genome assembly
AUGUCAUCGGAGACGUCAGAUUAUGAUGAGAGUGAUGAUCACGAUUCGCACGAUUUGCUCGAUGAUUCGGAUGCCAGUUUUGAAUAUGUUGUCGAAUAUUCGUUACAUUAUGGUUUACUGAAACUCUCGCACUCAUAUCGUCUCGAACAUCACAUCCCAUUUCUUCUUGUUAGGACGUUUGCUAUAUCGAUGUUGCUUCGUUUUUCGCACCAUCAGAUAUUCUUGUUCAUCGUUGAUUUAUUGCAAAUGUUUGAGCUCAAUCAGAUGCUCGUUUUUCCAGCCGCACCACUGCUUACCGUCAUCCUGGCUCUCGUUGGUAAGUUCUUCCUGAUCUAUUCAACGAAAACUUUGAAUUUCCUGCCUAAACAGGAGAGUUGUAAAACUCGACUCAAAUUCCUGACUACACUCAAAUUCCUGUGUUUAUGCUUAUGCACAGAAAUUUGA